GGAGACACUGUCCAAGGAGGGAGUUUAAUAAUAUAAUGAUCAUUUGGCAAUAUAUAUAAUGCAUCUUUCAAGGAUGAUAUAUGAGAUGAAGCAAUGGAUUGCACUCAUGUCUAACAACCCGCUGCAAGAUGGAGCCCAGUGUUCCAAACACCCCACCCUAUGCACGAUUAAGUUGCCAGGUAAACCAUGUCGACUGUAAGACUUCCAUCUACCUGCAUGUUCAGAAGUGCCCCUCUUACCCAACCAAAGAGUGCAUUUGUGAAGAGCCCAUCAUCCAUUACUUCUGUAAAGAGGGUCUCCAAAUCAUUUGGCUUGAAAGCUGACCGUUACCGAGUGACUGCAUCAGCGGUAUAUAAGGUUAAACUGGUUUGUCCAGAUGGCGAGUACGAGUUUGAUGCACCUGCGGAUACUUACAUCCUGGAUUCAGCUGAGAGCGCGGGAGUUGAACUGCCAUACUCUUGCAGGGCCGGGGCAUGCUCUACCUGCGCGGGGAAGAUCGAGACGGGCUCUGUGGAUCAAUCUGAUGGGUCUUUUCUCGAUGACGGCCAAGUGGGAGAGGGAUAUGUCUUGACUUGUGUUUCUUACCCAACUUCAGAUUGCGUGAUUCACACCCACAAGGAGAGUGAUCUUUACUAGGUAUUUUACUUAGGUUGUUCCUACGUUAUGCUGAACUCCAAAAACUCUCAGGAAUUAGGGUCUUGAUUCUAAGUGUCCACUCCAACAUUGUUGUUUCGGUUAAUGUAAUGCUAUCCUUUGCAAGUUCCUGCUUUCUAUUCAACUACUUUUGCCUAUA
Messenger RNA from Ipomoea triloba (trilobed morning glory), 793 nucleotides. RefSeq names its product ferredoxin-1-like. The transcript is spliced from 2 exons. Gene Ontology annotation, cellular component: plastid. The record is from RefSeq and is a predicted model, not a curated record. Gene Ontology annotation, molecular function: 2 iron, 2 sulfur cluster binding; electron transfer activity. Lineage: Eukaryota; Viridiplantae; Streptophyta; Magnoliopsida; Solanales; Convolvulaceae. Gene Ontology annotation, biological process: electron transport chain. The coding region runs from base 187 to 636 and encodes 149 amino acids.